UCAUUUCUCGAACUUGUUUUUGGUUCACCUCUCGAAAGCAAAAUCGCUUCAAAACGAAAAUAAGUUUUCACAAUCUCAUAAACAAAAAAAAAAAAAAUCAAUGGCUGAUCGGAUUAAAGGUCCAUGGAGUCCUGAGGAAGACGAGCAGCUUCGUAGGCUUGUUGUUAAAUACGGUCCGAGGAAUUGGACGGUGAUCAGCAAAUCUAUCCCCGGUAGAUCGGGGAAAUCGUGUCGGUUAAGGUGGUGUAACCAGCUUUCGCCGCAGGUCGAGCACCGGCCUUUUUCGGCGGAGGAAGACGAGACGAUCGCACGUGCUCACGCUCAGUUCGGUAAUAAAUGGGCGACGAUUGCUCGUCUUCUCAACGGUCGUACGGAUAACGCCGUGAAGAAUCACUGGAACUCGACGCUCAAGAGGAAAUGCGGUGGCUACGACCAUCGUAGGAGCUUCGAUGGUUCGGAGGAUCAUCGUCCGGUUAAAAGAUCGGUGAGUGCUGGAUCUCCUCCUGUCGUUACUGGGCUUUAUAUGAGCCCAGGAAGCCCAACUGGAUCCGACGUUAGUGAUUCAAGCACUAUUCCGAUUUUACCCUCCGUUGAGCUUUUUAAGCCUGUGCCUCGACUCGGUGCGGUUGUGUUACCACCACCACCGCUUCCCAUCGAAACGUCGUCGUCUUCUGAGGAUCCACCAACUUUGUUAAGUUUGUCACUCCCUGGUGCUGACGUGGUAAGCCAGGAGUCAAACUGUAGCCAUGAGUCAACGAAUAACAACAACAACACUUCGAGCCGCCACAAGAAGAACAAUACAGUGUCGUUUUUGCCCUUUAGUGGUGGAUUUAGAGGUGCUAUUGAAGAUAUGGGGAAAUCUUUUCCCGGUAACGGCGUCGAGUUCAUGGCGGUGGUGCAGGAGAUGAUUAAGUCGGAGGUGAGGAGUUACAUGGCGGAGAUGCAGAGAAACAAUGGUAGUGGCUUCGUUGGUGGAUUCAAAGAUAAUGGAAUGAUUCCGAUGAGUCAAAGUGGAGUUGGGAGAAUCGAGUAGACAAGUUGAGAUUGUUUAGGUAAAUGUUCAAGUCGUCAUGGAUGAUAUAAGUGGAAAAGAAGACAAAAAUGCUCUGUUUUUUUCUCCUUUGGACUAGGCUUAAGAAUUUUGGGUUUUAAGAAAAUGUAUAGAGGCAAUCGAGUGAAUAAAGCUCGAACAAAAUGGGGACCUAGAGGAGACGAAGACGAAGAUAAAAAUUCAAAAUUUCUCUUAAACUA
This is a messenger RNA of Camelina sativa (false flax), 1251 nucleotides long. The record is from RefSeq and is a predicted model, not a curated record. Lineage: Eukaryota; Viridiplantae; Streptophyta; Magnoliopsida; Brassicales; Brassicaceae.